AUGGCUUCAGACUCGGCCUCAAGCCUGGACAAAGUUCCUGUGCUGCUCCUCAAGACAAAAUCAUCGCCGACCGAUGCAUAUGAAGACAUAUUUUCUAUCCCUAGUGAUGGUUUCCCUUCUUUUGAACCCAUCUUCGUUCCUGUCCUUCAGCACAGGUUUGAAGAUGACGGUAUGCAACAAUUCGAAAAGUUACUGCGGGAGAGGAGGAUAAACCGUAACGCCGAUAGCGCUUACGGUGGUCUCAUAUUUACCUCGCAGAGAGCAGUCGAGGCAUUCGCCAAGUUAGUUGAUGAGGGCAAAGGUGAUCAGACUUGGCCGCACCUCCAAGAUAUACCAGUCUAUAGUGUGGGCCCUGCUACGACCCGAGCGCUCAAAGUCAUUCCCCAGACACCCCCGCUCCAAAUCUUUGGCGAGCAUACUGGGAAUGGCGAUGCGCUCGCACGGUUCAUAUUAGACCACUACGGCGAAUGGUACAAAGACCGUCCCACCAAGCCUCCGCUACUCUUCCUAGUAGGAGAGCAGAGACGGGACAUUAUACCAAAGACGCUAAUGGACGAGACUCUGCCGGAUAGUCUACAGAUAAAAGUAACAGAGAUAGUGCUAUAUGGCACUGGUGUUAUGGAGUCUUUUGCUAGCGACUUUGCGGACGUACUGCAGAGAACAGCAGGCCGACCGGAACGAUGGGUUGUGGUUUUCUCACCGACAGGUUGCGACAGUAUGUUGAAGGGGUUAGACCUACUCGAUCAGGAAACAGGUAAGGCUAUCGAGAGGACGAGCGAUGUGAAGCCGCCAACCUCGAUUGCGACGAUCGGACCGACGACGGCGAAUUAUCUCAAAAAGACGUUUCAUCACGAGGCUAAAGUAUGUGCUAAGGAACCUACUCCGGAAGGAGUACGACAAGGCAUAAUGGAGAAUAUGGUAAAGGAUAUAUAG
This is a messenger RNA of Daldinia childiae, 933 nucleotides long. Its product is annotated as Uroporphyrinogen-III synthase. Bases 1 to 933 code for a protein of 310 amino acids. The record is from RefSeq and is a predicted model, not a curated record. The transcript is spliced from 2 exons. NCBI's taxonomy places the organism in Eukaryota, Fungi, Ascomycota, Sordariomycetes, Xylariales, Hypoxylaceae. Gene Ontology annotation, molecular function: uroporphyrinogen-III synthase activity. Gene Ontology annotation, biological process: uroporphyrinogen III biosynthetic process.